Molecule: messenger RNA, 3614 nt
Organism: Centruroides sculpturatus (bark scorpion)
Lineage: Eukaryota; Metazoa; Arthropoda; Arachnida; Scorpiones; Buthidae
Product: inactive tyrosine-protein kinase transmembrane receptor ROR1-like
Exons: 8
Coding region: 316-2967 (883 amino acids)
Biological process (GO): positive regulation of kinase activity; multicellular organism development; cell surface receptor protein tyrosine kinase signaling pathway
Cellular component (GO): signaling receptor complex
Molecular function (GO): transmembrane receptor protein tyrosine kinase activity; protein binding; ATP binding
Source: RefSeq, a predicted model, not a curated record
GCUGUACCAACGUCAAAUCUAACAUUCUACCACUGACAUAUGACCGAUGACCUAAGGUCAGAAUCUGCUUUACAUGACAGCUGCGACUUCGGAAUAAAGUGCAACCUCCCCUCUUAGAAGUGAGCUCAUCCCGGGAGACAGAGUGGAGUGAAGCAAGGACUCGAACAGACACGUGUCUGGCUUGCUGGAUGAGCGACAUGGAUUUCUGCUGGAGAAUCGACAAUUGACUGCUGCACAUCGCUGCAGGUGUCCCGGUCUAUAGACUGACGACCUCCCAGUGGCGAUACUUACCUCGAGCCACGUGGUGGGUCCGACAUGCUAGCUCUAGGAUUAACCGGGAUAAGAACAGGACUGAAACCAAUGAAACAGAAAAUUUGGAUGGUGUUGCUGCUAAUGUGGGCCAGCACGUCUGUUUUGGCUACGUCGUUAGAGCGUUACAGGAACGAAGAAAUUGAAGUUUGGCACGAGAGAAUAUGGUCACCAGAAACUCAACCCCUUCCAGUUGUUGAUAAAGACGUGAUUAAUGGGAAUAAAAAUGAAGAUAGAUUACAAACUAUUACAGAUACAAUUACAGAAGCAGUUUCGUCUCCCACAAGUAAUCUGGAAGAAGACAAACCGCAAAGUUUUCUAAAGGUGGAAAGAGCUCUAGUGAACAUCACAAAAGAUUCGGGUGAAAGCGUCAAGAUGAGGUGUGAAGUCAAAGGUUACCCUCAACCUUAUAUUCGAUGGUAUAAAAAUGAAGCUCCUUUACAAGAAGAGAGGAACCGAAUUGACGUGAGAUAUUACAGUUCUGGCAAUGGAAGAGUGUGGUCCAGACUAAAAAUCAACCAUCUGGACAUACACGAUACCGGUUACUAUAAAUGCGAAGCUAAUAAUGGCCGUCAUUUAGUGGACACUACUGGAAUUUUGAUGGUCAAAGCAGGUCGUAUACUUCCACCUGUGACAAUUCCCAAUUUUUCGCCCGGUUUCCCUCAUUUUCCAGCACUCGGAGGGAGAUUUCAUUCCUCAUCCAGGUUACCAGAUGACGAAGAGAAUCAUCGAGGAUUAUGUCAAAUUUAUAGAGGAAUUACAUGUUCUCAAUUAAUUAGAAACAGAACUGUUUAUGUUAAAUCCGUCCUCCAUCAGAGUCAUAUGGAAGAGAAACUAGCUGCUGCUAUUACUGUCAUUGCAACUUCACACGAAAUAUCAACUGAUUGUCAUAAAUAUGUUAUACCACUUCUCUGUUACUUUGCAUUCCCUCUGUGUGAAGAGAAUUCACCUCAUCCGGUUGCUAGAAAGGUAUGCCGCCAUGAAUGCGAACUCCUCCAAAGUGGGUCAUGUGGUCUUAGAGGUGGUGACGUACAGAGACAUCCUCUUGUGAAUAAGCAUAAUGUAUUACCCGUUUGUGAAGAGCUUCCUCCACUUGGGUCAAAGGAAAGUGCUAACUGCAUACGUCUAGGUUUACCAAAUUCUAUCGAAGUAAAAAACGAGCAUACGUGUUACACGGGGAGCGGUAUCGACUAUAGAGGUACAGUCACUCAUACCACUACCGGUAUGAAUUGUCAACAGUGGAACAGUAAGUUAAUCGAAGUAAUGGAAUAUCCAGAACUGAUAGGUGGACACAGUUAUUGUAGAAAUCCUGGGGGAUUAGAAGUGCAACCAUGGUGUUUUACCGAUAACCCACAUCACCCGAAAGAAUUCUGCAGCAUUCCUAAAUGUGUGGAUUAUCUCUGGUUAUACAUCUUGGUUCCAGUAACUACGUUUAUAACUCUAGCUGGACUCCUCGUUGGUUUAUGGUGUGUCAGGCAAAGGAAACAACCAUCAACUCCACCAGCUAAAUCGACUCCAACUAAACCACAGCCUUUAUCUCAUCAUUCAUCACAGCAACAACAACAAAUGGAGAUGAAUUCUCUUAUGAGAACGCAAUUUAGAGCUCCAGAAAUUCCCCUGACAUCGAUACGUUUUUUGCGUAUGGUGGGCGAAGGCACUUACGGAAAAGCAUAUCAAGGAGAAGUUUUAGGUACUACUUCAACUCCUGUAUUCAUUAAAUCAUUGAGAGAAAAAGCUUCGCCCAAACUUCAGCAAGAAUUUCAAAAGGAAGCCGAAUCCAUAACUGAUUUUCACCAUCCUAAUUUGGCUUGUUUAAUUGGAGUUUGUAGCAGAGAAGAACCACUUUGUCUUCUAUUUGAAUAUUGUUUUCGAGUAGAUUUGCGUGAAUAUCUCAUUCGUCAGUCUCCAAGAUCAGAAAUGAUUGGUGACGAAGGUAGGAAUAACGAUUCACUCGAUUUAUCUGAAAUGCUACACGUCUGCAAGCAAAUAGCUUCAGGGAUGGAUUAUUUGGCAUCGCAUCAUUAUGUCCAUCGUGAUUUAGCAGCAAGAAAUUGUCUAGUAGGCGAUAAUUUAUCAAUUAAAAUAUGCGACUUUGGUAUAUGGAGAGAUUUAUAUACAUCUGAUUAUUAUCCUGUUCUAUCCGAUCGACCAAUGCCCGUUCGCUGGAUGCCUGCAGAAUCUAUCGUCUAUAAUAAGUUUACAACAGAGUCUGAUGUAUGGUCAUAUGGUGUGGUUUUAUGGGAAAUAUUCAGCUACGGAGUUCAACCUUACUUCUGUUACAGCAAUCAAGAAGCAGUGGAUAUGAUCUGUUCUCAUCAAUUAUUAUCGUGUCCCGAAGACUGUCCACCACAAAUUUAUGGUCUCAUGGUAGAAUGUUGGCACGAAAUUCCUUCACACAGGCCAACGUUUAAAGAACUGCACGCCAGAUUAAAUUGUUGGCCAGCCGUGUACAUCAGGACUCCAAGUCUUUGUCAUUCCAUCAGCACGCACAAUGGUAGCAGUACAGGACCCAGUAACAACACUGGAUCUACUAACUUAAGUUGCACCACAGCAACUAUCUGCACAUCACCAUUUUCGGUCCGUAUGUCAUCAGUCAGUCCCUCGAUGUACGGACAUCAAACCUCUAUCAACGGACAAUGGAAAGGCGUUCAGAUCUAGAACGAUCCGUUGAGUUAUAAAUUUGGUGCUAUAUCGACACAUUUUUUAAAAAAGACACCGUUCCUGUUGUGAAAAACUACGUGUUACUCAAUCACGUAACUUUUAUAUACGAAAAUAUCGGGAUUAUUAUUAUUAUUAGGCAAUUCGGGUUUUAAAGAAAAAUUGAUACCUUCAACAAUUUUACCCAAGAUGAUGGAUUAUACGUAUAUAAAAAAGGACAUGUUUAACCUAAGAAAACGAGGGAAACACCAAAAAAAGAACUUACUUUCACUUAUAGAAUUUUUUGUAUUAUUAAUCAUAAUUAAUUAUAAUUAUUAUUAUAACGAUUGAAAUUGGAAAAAAAUGAUUAAAAAAAAUAUAUUCGAGAAUAAUUAUUCUAUUGUUGGUUGAGUGAUUGUCGGUUAUUGGCACCUGUCUUUCAAACAUUUGUCAUGUGCUCCAUUGAAGAAAACAAGUUUGGUAUAUCUUUUCACUUUUUAACAUCUGGAAAUUUGUCAUCGAUUGUGUCUUCAUCUGGAAUAUUGUUCUGUUGAUGUCAAUCGUUUGUUGUAAUUUGAAGAAAAACCACAGUAACUCUGUUCAUGUUGACAUACAUUGGUGUCAUUUGCCUGUGUUAUUAUAUCUGAGUAAAAAUUUCGAUUGUUUAA